AAGUGUCGCGGGGAGGGCGGAAAUCUGGUGCGCGGAGAACGAUCCUUGGAGGAGUGGUCUGCCUCUGUCCACGGUUCUGAAACGCAUUGGCCGUUAUUGGCCGACAUCCCAACUAGAAUCUAGACCCUGUUUCAAGCCACAAAGAGAUUCAGAUUUUGCACCAACUUUCUUUUGGAGAUUGUAGCCAAGAGUUUCAUUGCCCGGGAUCGCUGUUUGGAAGCGGAAGGAUUUCGCCGCCGAGUUCCAGCCAACUUUGUUCCAAAUGACCAUUUAAGGUGAGACAUGGAAGGCUCCAGUUUCGGGAUUGACUCGAUCUUAUCCCACAGGCCAGUUAGCCCGGUCCUGGCCAAAGGAGAUUCGUUGAUAGGCGACUGCAGAUCGCCGCCAGAGAUGAAAGGCGCUCUGAGCCCAGUGUCGGACGUGGGCAGCGAGCACGAUUCCCAGUCCUCGACCGGGACCGAGUGCGGCGAGACGCCACCGCCGCUACCGGGCGCCGCUGGAGGACUGGAGUCGCGGCCGCACCCGGGGCAUCUGUGCCCCGUGCCCCAGGCGAGGACUGCCACUUCAUCCUUCCUCAUCAGAGACAUUCUGGGCGAGUGCAAACCUUUGGCGGCCUGCGCCCCGUAUUCCAGCAGCGGCCAAACUCCCCAGGAAACGACGCACAAACAGGGAGAGGAAUUCAGAGAGAAACUGGACAAAAGAGAGAAUUCUUCCUCGGACACGGAAUAUAAAGUCAAGGAGGAGGCGGAGAGAGAGAUUUCGAGCAGCAGAGAGAGCCCGCCUGUGCGCUUGAAGAAGCCGCGGAAAGCCCGCACCGCCUUCACAGACCACCAACUCGCCCAGCUGGAGAGGAGCUUCGAGCGGCAAAAGUAUCUGAGUGUCCAGGACAGGAUGGAACUGGCGGCUUCGCUGAACCUGACGGACACCCAGGUCAAAACCUGGUACCAGAACAGGAGGACGAAGUGGAAGAGGCAAACGGCGGUGGGGCUGGAACUCUUGGCCGAGGCCGGCAACUACUCAGCUUUGCAGCGCAUGUUCCCAUCACCUUAUUUCUACCACCCCAACAUGGUCUCUAACCUGGACCCGACUGCCAUGUACAUGUACCGGGGUCCCGCCGCCCCGCACCCCGUCAUCCAGCGGCCCAUCGUCCCCCGAGUGCUCAUCCACGGACUGGCAGCGGGGGGUGAACAACCUCCGUCCCUGCCCGGCCUCGCGGGCGUCCUUCCCCGGCCGCCGCAGCCUCGGUGAGGCGCUCCGGCCCCCGCUCGGACUUACGUGGAAGCGAAAACUGAAAUCAAACUUAAAUUUAAAAAAAAAAGCUUCAGUAUUUAAAA
Amblyraja radiata (thorny skate) is the source of this 1334-nucleotide messenger RNA. It is a transcript of the gene barhl1a, whose product is annotated as BarH-like homeobox 1a. Gene Ontology annotation, molecular function: DNA-binding transcription factor activity, RNA polymerase II-specific; DNA binding. NCBI's taxonomy places the organism in Eukaryota, Metazoa, Chordata, Chondrichthyes, Rajiformes, Rajidae. The coding region runs from base 283 to 1248 and encodes 321 amino acids. The record is from RefSeq and is a predicted model, not a curated record. The transcript has 3 exons. Gene Ontology annotation, biological process: regulation of DNA-templated transcription.